Podarcis lilfordi (Lilford's wall lizard) is the source of this 19605-nucleotide messenger RNA. Lineage: Eukaryota; Metazoa; Chordata; Lepidosauria; Squamata; Lacertidae. The record is from the annotation of a GenBank genome assembly.
GCGCGCUUCCUUGCGAGCUGCGUGGGAAGCGCGCAUUGGCGAGGCGGGAUCCUCCCUUCUCCUCUCAAUGGGGGAAUGCGGCGGCACAGGCGGGACUAAGGCGGCGGAGGGCCGCCGAGGGAGGAGGCGUGGCCCCAGCAGCCCUUCUUUUAAAAUCAGCCACAGGCAUCAGCUUGCAAGCGCCCUGGGAAACGGCAGCAGCGAGCAGUGGUUGCGGUGGGGACGCCGGCGCAGAGCUCAGCGGUGAAAUCUGCACCGACUUCGCCUCCAAGACCACCGGAGACGUUCAGUGACUUGCAUCUAAGCCGAGAAAGAGGUGAGCUUGCUGGAUCCCAACUUCUUUUGUCUGCGGGUCUUCUCUCUCUCUCUUCAUUGGCAUGCACUAUGGGGUGGGUCUUCAUUUUCUGUUGCAAACCACCCUGCAGCUAAAACCAGACAGACAGAAAUACCGCACACGCCUAUAGAUGCGUCUUCCUUUUUGUUAUGACCCCCUUCCCCGCAUCUUUAUUUUUUAUUUUUUAUCUCUUUGUCCGCGCUUCAUUGCCAAACCCAUCUCUGCAAAUUGGAGACAUCAAAAUGACAGGGAAGGCCGUUGACACCCCCUUGUUACGCGGCUAGCCAACCUGGGCUUGCAUCUGAUCGGCUGGGAAUCGUUUUAUGUAGAUCGGUUCCUUUAUAGCAUGCUGUCGUAACGUGCACAGUGUCUUGUCCGUGCAGAUGUAUGGCUAAAGGAUCGGCUCCCCCACCUCUUUUCAGUUCAGUAUAGGUUUUCUGCAUAGGGUGGUGCCCUGCAUGGUGAAAGUAUGGCAGCAGAAGAACCCCAGAUUAAUUGACCCCAAUGGCACAACCUUAGAUUGCAUGCCUGUGUUCCCAUCAAGGCAAUGAAAUCCCAGUACUAAUCUACUGGACAGCUAAAUUACACAAUCUGAACACGGAGGAUCCUAGUUCUAUGUUAGCAUUUCAGCAGCCUUCUAUCUGAACUCUGCCCUUGACAGAGUUGGUGUUCCAAACAGUCUGCUUGACUAUAAUGUGUUUAAGAUCUUGCCAAGGCACCCAGGCGCCUCUUCCAAUCGAAAAUGCCUUUUGCUUAGCAAUGCAAUGUUUGCUUCUUCUUCUUCUUUUUACAUAAUCGGUUAUAUUUAUCUGCGAUACCUUAUCUGUAUCUUAUGCCAGUUUUGCACAAUCUCCACUUUCAAAUUGCUCUUUGGCUUAAAGGAAGUGUAGCACAGAAAGUAGGGUGUGUACCAUUUUGAAAUGGGGAUUAGAUUUGCUUAUUACUUUUUUUAUAUAUGUUGGAAGCUGCCCAAGGGGGUGGGCAACCCAGUCAGAUAGGUGGGGUACAAAUAAUAAUAGCAUUUCUGCUGUAUGAUUUUUGCAGUGCUGCACAAUGCACUGCAAAUACAUUCUUUUACAGUUUAAAUGUUUCAUUCCGGUUUUUCAUAAUCGUAUGUAAUCUGUCUGUUAUAGUGAGUAAAACAAAACCAAAGAGUAAGUAGAAACUGAAAACGCCACAUGGCAUACAGUGUAAGACUGCAAGCAUUAUUUAUAUUUAUAUCCUGCCUUUCCUCCAGUUAACUCAGUGACAAUCACUCCAGUGAGCUUCAUGACAGAGCAGGGAUUUGGGGUCUCAAAUUUCAGUGGCUGCCUGUGCAAUGCCAAAAUUCAGCACCUGCCUCUUGCUUUCCAGUCUACAUCAUAGUUGCGGUACCCUCAAGACUCUGCACCCCGUGCAGCUGAGCCGGUCAUGCUCCCCUGAAUCCACCUCUGAUUUCCAGCUGGGCCUCCGAAUAUCAAUCCCAAGACAUAAACCUGUGGCCUUCCAGAUGUUGUUGGACUACAACUCCCAUCAUCCCUGGCCAUUGCUCUUCCUGACUGUGGCUGAUGGGUGUUGAGGUUCAACAAUAUCUGGAGACCCCCCAGGUUCCUUACCCCUAAUCUUUGCACUAUGCUGGAUUUUUUGUUUAGUCGUGUCCGACUCUUCGUGACCCCCUGGACCAGAGCACGCCAGGCACUCCUGUCUUCCACUGCCUCCCACAGUUUGAGCAAACUCAUGUUGGUAGCUUCGAGACCACUGUCCAACCAUCUCGUCCUCUGUCUUCCCCUUCUUGUUGUGCUGGAUAGAGUAUGUUUAUUUCUGAAUUUGAGACUGCUUUCCAAAUGUGUUCCUUGUACUCGGGUAUUAGUUGUGCCCAGUAUUAUUUUAUAGUAAAACUCACCUACUCAGGUCAUGUUCAUACAGAUGUUUAAUUUGCACUCAGAAAGACCUCCUUUAAAUUAUGAGUACUGAUGUCAAUACUUCCCUUAAAGCCCUCCUUUUUCCAUUGCGGCACGCACACACAUUCCAGGGUGUGUGAACAAUCUGGGAGAAAGGUAUGCCAUUCCUAAACUAGCAAAAUGCUUGGACUUAUGGUGCCUGAGGAGGUAUGUUGCUGGGAUUCCUGGCAAGGCAGAGUUGUAGUAUUAUUGGCUUUCUUGUCAGUAUGUUUUUAAAAUUGUUUUUAUCACUGAUGUUCCGUAAUGUGUUGUUAAUAUUGUAUACCGCCCUGGGUCCUGCCAACCUAGCAGUUCAAAAGCACAUCAAGUGCAAGUAGAUAAAUAGGUACCACUCUGGCAGGAAGGUAAACGGCGUUUCCGUGCGCUGCUCUGGUUCGCCAGAAGCGGCUUAGUCAUGCUGGCCACAUGACCCGGAAGCUGUACGCUGGCUCCCUUGGCCAAUAAAGCGAGAUGAGCGCCACAACCCAGAGUCAGCCACGACUAGACCUAACGGUCAGGGGUCCCUUUACCUUUACCUUACCGCCCUGGGAUCUUCUGAAAAAGGGCAAUCAAUCAAUCAAUCAAUCGAUGAUGAUGGACAGUAUAUAAAUGAUGAUGAUGGUAAUAAUAGUACACUUUUUGUACAGAGGUCACAUCCUUGCAGGAGUCUCCACCUGUAUCAGCCUGCCCCAAACAUUAAGAUCUUUUCCCAAUGCCCCACACUAUCGCUUCUAUCAGAGGUGAAGUUUGUCAUAAGGGUCUGGCUCACACAUAAUGCUAAACCAGGGUGGGGGAACUCUGGUCCUGGGGGCAAAGGUGGCCCUCUAAGCCUAUGUAUCUGGCCCUUGGACUCUUCCCAGGCCACACCUGCUUUGCACCCUCCUUGGGGGUGCUUUUGCCUGGCUAGAAUAUAUCCUCGAAUUCUGUUAAUGCUUCUUGCUUACUCGCAUGGAGUGUAGAGAGGGACAUGCGAUUGUGAAGGAUUUAGCCUACCUUACAAAGGUAAGAGUCGAAUUUGUUGCCCUCCCAGCCCCAUUGGGUUUCCUACCAUAAUGGCAGCGGUUUACUCGGCAGUAAUCGGUCGCUGUGAUCAGUGGUUUAGCUGUGCUGUAUAAUGAAUUGUUGCGUAACUCUGUGUGUGCACACACCCAGUCACCUGUGAUGAUGAAAGUAAUUCCAUGAAACAUUGUGAAAUGUAAUUGUGAAUGAAUAAUCCUGGUCGUACAAGCAGGAAACUUCUCCAGGGAAGUUUUCCUGGCACCUUCAUUAUACACCGUUAGGCACCAGAAAAAAACGUUCCUUUUUAACCAGGCCUUUGGUUAAUUUGAUUGACAUUCUACACCCUUUUAAAAUGUGGUUGUUGUGGGGGGGGGUGUUAUUGGGUUGUGGUUUUUAUUUUUAUUUUGUAGUUUUAUAUUUUGAUUUUAUUCUGUGAACCGCCCUGAGACCUCCGGUUAUAGGGUGGUAUAUAAAUUCAAUUAAUAAUAAUAACAAUAAAGAACACUUGCAUGCACAUUGAGUGAAUGGUAACUUAUAAAAAUGUGCGGAGUACAGCCUAAAGCUCUGUUUUUAUAUUAUUUAUAUUUCAUUUCAUAAAAUUGGUACACUGCUUGAUUGUAAAACAAAAUCCUCAAGGGGUUUACAAAACAUAAAACAGUAAAAUCACCAAAAAAAUUACAAACCUACUAUAAAACAUACUAAAGUUAAAAUGCUAAACAGAUUAAAAUUACCAGCUUUCUAAGCAUCUGGGUAAAGGUAAAGGGACCCCUGACCAUUAGGUCCAGUCGUGGCCGACUCUGGGGUUGCAGCGCUCAUCUCGCUUUACUGGCCGAGGGAGCUGGCGUUUGUCCGCAGACAGCUUCCGGGUCAUGUGGCCAGCAUGACUAAGCCGCUUCUGGUGAACCAGAGCAGCGCACGGAAACGCCGUUUACCUUCCCGCCAGAGCGGUACCUAUUUAUCUACUUGCACUUGGACGUGCUUUCGAACUGCUAGGUUGGCAGGAGCAGGGACUGAGCAAAGGGAGCUCACCCCGUCAUGGGGAUUCAAACCGCCGACCUUCUGAUCGGCAAGUCCUAGGCUCUGUGGUUUAACCCACAGCGCCACCCGCGUCCCAAGCAUCUGGGUAGGCUUGCCUAAACAGGAAUAUUUUUAGCAGGCUCCAGAAAGGGUACAGUGAAGGCGCCUGCUUGAUCUGAAGCAGGGAGUUCCAAAGUUCAGGCGCUGCCACACUAAACAACUGAGGUCUUACAAAUCCGGAAUGGGUAUCAUGUGACACCUGUAAUGGCGCCAAUUCUGCCGAUCGAAGCGUUUGAGUGGGCACAUGUAGAGCAAGGCAGUUUUGUAGGUAAAGGUAAUUUUUUGCAUUAAACAAAAGCAUAGGAUAAAUGGAAAAUAUUUUAAAGCAAAAAUGGCCAAGUCAUUGCUCUUUCAUAACCGGCAAAUACCCGUGGGGAUUAUAAGUAAGCCAUGGAUUGUUUUAGAACAGUGCUUUUGUUGACAGGGAUCAAGGGCCAAGUAAGAGCUGCAAUUUUUCCUCCUAUUUACUUGAAUGCCUGGCUCUCUCACUUUCAGAAAAGUAAUAUACAGCGGAACUUCCUGCAGGCCUCUUAACUCGCGGGGGUCAUUCGCUUGCAUGAAGAGAUCCUGUUUGUGCUCCCGUGUCACACAUGGCAACUUCUGCGAUCUAAAAGGCAUAUCUUGGAGUUUUAGGCUGCGUGCACAAGCAUCAAAGCGGUCAAGAUCUGUGAGCGCUCAUAUAAGGCACCUUGCAAAUCUUAGGCACUGUAUGAUUAUUUAAACCGAAACGUUUCAAGCCACUGUGACUUAGAUGGCAUGGCUUUGAAGGAAGCUUGCCAAAACCUGCCGUGGCCCAUCCUCAAUGCCAGGAGACACGUGGCUGGAAACCCCAUAGAAUAUGCAGACUUUGUGCUCUAGUCUAGUGUGUACCUUUACCAGAGAGGGAAUUUCCUGUGCCUUCAUCCCAUGCAAUUCUAGGAAUGUGUGAAGGACAGGAGCCAUGUAACCUUGGCAUUCCAAAGCAACGCAGCCAAUGUGAAACAACUAUACUGGUCUAGAAACAUCUAGAUUUCCCUCUGCCUGUUGUGGCUGAACUGGUCUGGCCUUGAAUACUCCUCUCUGCUUUCUCCUGGCUUGCUACUGUCCAUUCCCCCUUGGUGCAAGGGGCGGGGGGAGAUGGGUGCUAUUUUGGUUGCAGACAGCGGAAAUGUCCAAUUUUAUAUUCUACGGAGUGGUUUAUGCACACAGGAGGAUCUGGGCUUGUGGCAGAUACGUGGUCCUUCCACUUAGCAAUGCUCAGAGUUAGUCCAGCUAUUGCAGCUUAUGUAGAGCCAAUGGAAAAAUAAACUCCAUUCUAUGCUCCAAGAAACUACAAUUUUAUUUUAUUUUUAAAUCAGAAUGGAGCAUGAAUGUCAUGGGUGUGCAUAACUUACCUUUCUUGCCCCCAAAAUCUGAAUUGCACUGGGAUCAUUUCAGACAUGAACAUCCCCUUCGUAAUGUCUCUGUUGCCAACUAGCAGCCCAAUUUGAUCAACGGAUGUCACCAUAAUCUGUAUUUAGUGUUUGUGUUUUUCCCCUCCCCAUUAGAUCACAAUGUCUAAAAAAAUCCAUGGCGGAUCUGUGGUGGAGAUGCAAGGAGACGAAAUGACCCGUGUGAUCUGGGAUCUGAUUAAGGAAAAGCUGAUCUUUCCCUACAUGGAUCUAGAUCUUCACAGGUAACUGGAUUUCCACAGGUCCUCUGUAUUGUGAGGAAAUUUCCAGUUUAUACGUGGGUGUUUGUCGACUGCUUAGCUCUUGUAUUUGGGAGAGUCUUGCUUGAUAUUUUCUUUCUCUCUUAGGGACUAUCCACAUGUUACUUUUGCUGACCCCAAGAUUAAUAUCCACUUUGAAAUGGUGUGCCUUGAUUAUAAAUAAUUGUCAAAUAGAGGCAAAUUCUGUUAAGUACUUCGUGACUGUGUGUUCACACUUAAUGCUGAUUCUCAAAUGGGUACCCUUUGCCAGAUGGGCGGGAUAUAAAUAAUAAAAUUAUUAUUACAGUGGUACCUCGGUUUACGAACUUAAUCCGUUCCGGAAGUCCGUUCUUAAACCGAAACCAUUCUUAAACCGAGGCGCGCUUUCCCUAAUGAGGCCUCCUGCCACCGGUGCCCUUCCACCGUUCAGAUUCCGUUCUUAGACUGAGGUAAAGUUUGCAAACUGGGACACUACUUCCAGUUUUGUGAAGUUCAUAAACAGGGCUGUUCUUAAACCGAGGUGCCACUGUAUUAAAAGAGUGAGGUAUUUUGGCUUGUAAAUUCUUGUAAGUGGCCAGUGCAAACUUGCUUAGAACAGAAGAUGCUUCUAUUGGCCAAACUUCUCUUUUAAAACAAAAACCUUCGGGUCCAGGGAAGCUUGAACUGCUCAGAAAAUAGGAACCUGACAAGUGUUCCUUGCUCUGUCCUCCGGCCACACAGCCCAGGAUUUUUUCAUGCAUCUACCAGUUUAAUAGUUUUCAUGCUGGGCCGUGGCUCUGUGAAUUAACUAGGCAAACUAAGUUGCCACUUACCGUAUUUUCCCCUCUAUAAAAUGCACUUUUUCCCUCCUAAAAAGUAAGGGGAAAUGUGUGUGCGUCUUAUGGAGCGAAUGCAGGCUGCGCAGCUAUCGCUGAAGCCAGCAAAUCCCUCUUGCUGUUCUGGCUUCUGGGAUAGCCACGCGAAGCCUCUUCAUGGCAGCGGGAACGUUCCUACCGCUGUGCUGAAGAGGCUUUGUCUUGCAUUCUUCAACAACAUUUGAUUCAGAAUAUUUUUUUUUUCUUGUUUUCCUCUUAAAAACUAGGUGCGUCUUAUGGUCGGGUGUGUCUUAUAGAGAGAGAAAUACGGUACUUUUCUUUUCUUGCAUUGCUCCUGUGCCAGUUGGCAGCCUGCCACAAGUGGCAGCAGUAUAAGAGGUUUGCAGUUCUUUUUCCAUGGACGUCUCUGUGCUAAGGAAAGACCCAUGUUUUGGUGUUCUGUCUCUCUCCUGCAGCUUAUUAAGGGCAUAGGGAUUCUGCAGUGGAGUCUGGGGAGAGGAGCAACAUAAUAGGCAGCUUCAGGUUUCUGUUAGAUCUGCUCAGUGAACUAAUCCACCCCAACCCCACAGCAGCACUUUCACCCAUUUUUCUGCUUCUGAAGGGCUCUGCUGGCUACCAAUGUUAUGGCUAUUCAGAAGAACCCCACCCCCGCUGUCACCACCUGGGCAUCACCUGCCAGCAAUAAAACUGUAGCCACAAUGACUCAUCCCCACUUUCUUCAGCCUUCAAACCACGUGAGCCUGCGGUGGGCAUUUACAGUGUUGAGAAAAUAAGUCAACCUGCUAUUCCACACAUUGUUGUUGGAAUCAAACCGCUGCCUUACCAGCACCAAGUGACCUCCCUUUGGCACAGUCUUGGGCCGUGUGCGUGGAGGUCCUGGGCUUCCCAGAUGACAAGACUCUCAGCCUCUCCGAUGUGGUCCAAAGGAAAGCAGAGCAAAACGUUUAGCACCAGCUUGGCUGCAGGAGUUGCCAGAAGAAGGCACACAAAGUCUUAGGGACUCCGUUCCUGUUUUGUGUAGGGUUUACCUUUUCUUCUCCCAAAGAUCUCCUAAGGCAGCAGAGGUUAAGGAUCAGAGUUUUCCUUCUCCUCGAUGGGCUACAUUCCCAGGCUGAUGAGCCCCAUCUGCCCCUCACUUCCCUCUGCAGCAGGCAUCCCCAGCCUUCGGCCCUCCAGAUGUUUUGUAUUACAAUCCCCAUCAUCCCUGACCACUGGUCCUGUUAGCUAGGGAUCAUGGGAGUUGUAGGCCAAAACAUCUGGAGGUCCGCAGGUUGGGGAUGCCUGCUCUACAGCAUGUUCAGAAACUGCCUUCCUGACCAUUGGACCCACUCUUGCUCUCGUCUGCGCAAUCCUCUGGAGCCAGUCUUUGCAUGCAGGGCAAGUCCCUAACUCACUAAGGGCUUGAGACCCAUCAGCUCCCCUCAGUCAAAGCCGUUCCCGGGGUGUGGCUGCUGUCACAUGGUGACAGCUUCUAGGAGCCACAGUACAGAACUGAGUGCAGGUUGGGCGCCAAAGGUGGACAAACUACCCCAGAAGGAGCACAAUGCGUCCCCCACCAGAGGUACUACCCCUCCCCUAACACCACACACUGUCAGAGUACCAUUGGCAAGAGUACCAUGGAGAAAAGUACAGCAAAAUCUUUUCAGUGCAUCCACCGGUUGUAGAUUAAACCGUUGAGUCGUUAACCUUUCCCCUACUUCUCUUGCACUUUGCUUUUUGUUCCGGAUACCUGCCUAACCAGAUGUACUGCUUUGCUCGUGCUGACACUGCCAAAGCAGAAUAGGUAUCUGAUAGCAUAGCUGUACAAUCCCACACAUCUGAGUCCAGACACAUUUUCAUUCAUUUGUUUUUAUUGGAAGGAGAGCAUCAACAUUGCUGUCCAAGCGGCUUUUGCUCACUCCUCCAAGUGUUAACUUCAUGAAAUUAUCCACUUGUAUAUGAAGUAGCUCCUUCUUUCAUGGGGACUCCAACUCCCAUCAGCCUCAGCAAGCAAUUGCAGGGACGAUAGGAGUUGUGGUUCAGCAACAUCUGGAGGGCCAACGGUUCCUCACACCUGCAGAAGAUGGUCAUUUUACUCUGUUUGUGCCAUUUCCUAUCUCUUCUCUUCUUUUUGAGCAUGUUUUCCACCCUGAACUAUGAUGCACAUGUUUAGUAAGGCCUUGGAUGGGUCUGUAAGGCACUUAACAAAUGACUGUGUUUUGGGGACUUGCUUGCAGCUAUGAUCUGGGAAUAGAGAACCGCGAUGCAACCGAUGACAAGGUCACCGUGGAAGCUGCAGAAGCUAUCAAGAAAUACAAUGUCGGAAUCAAGUGCGCUACUAUCACUCCGGAUGAGAAAAGGGUAGAGGAAUUCAAGCUGAAGCAGAUGUGGAAAUCUCCAAAUGGAACGAUCCGAAACAUUCUUGGGGGCACAGUCUUCAGGGAAGCCAUUAUCUGCAAAAACAUCCCCCGACUAGUAUCUAGCUGGGUAAAGCCCAUCAUCAUUGGCCGUCAUGCUUUUGGAGACCAAGUGAGUCCUUCACGCAGCGUUUGGCAUUUAUGGCUUUUACUGUUGAGCGCACCCUCUCAAACAUCAGAGAUUUUGUAUGGUUGGGGAAUGCAUGCAAGAGAGCAAAAUGCAGCUGCAGGGCCAUCGAUGAAUCGUCACAAAGCAUAUCUCUUACAGAUUUUUCAACUGAACUGCAAUUCUUGUUAAUGAUUAAAAUAGAUUGAGCUGUGUUGAAAUCUCUGCAAGCUACAGCUGUGGCUGUUUGCCUUGGUCUGGAAAUCAUUUAAAGGAAGUACUAUUUCCCCCGCCUUUCUUCCCUGGAAAAGGGGAAUAAUGGAAAUCUGACCUGACAUAUACAUGGUAUAUAAUUCUGCUAGGGAGGGGGUACUGGCAAGCUGCAUGUUGAUCAUCCCUGACCUAAGCAGCCAUUUUGUUUGUUCUUCUGCAGUACAGAGCCACAGACUUUGUCGUUUCUGGCCCUGGAAAGGUAGAGAUGACCUACACACCGAAGAAUGGAGGCAAACCCAUAACUUAUUUGGUCCAUAACUUUGAAAGUAAGCGUUGGAUUAUAUAAAGGAUAUUUGAAUGUGGAGAAUUGGGGAGGCAUGUUAAGUAGAGUUAGGCUUGUAGCCUGAAUAAUGGAUUGAGCCAGACCUUCAACCAGGGAUCCACAACUGGGGAACCAUGGACCAAACCUAGCCCCAGUUGCCCUCCAUCCCAAGUUGCCAAUGUGGGAACAGAAUGCAGAGGAACUAGUAACUAUGGUGAUAUUCAACUAAGUCUUCCUCGCUAGACCCACAUAACUUAGUCAUGUUCAUUAACUACAGUGGGUCCACUCUGAGUAACAUUUAGUUGAAUCAUACCCUAUACAGUGGUGCCUCGCAAGACGAAAUUAAUCCGUUCCGCGAGUCUCUUCGUCUUGUGGUUUUUUCGUCUUGCGAAGCACGGCUAUUAGCGGCUUAGCGGCGCUUAGCGGCUUUAAGAAAAAGGAAACAAACUCGCAAGAACUCGCAAGACGUUUCGUCUUGCGGAACGACUCAAAAAACGGAAAACUCUUUUGUCUUGCGCGUUUUUCGUCUUGCGAGGCAUUCGUCUUGCGAGGUACCACUGUAUAGCUAUAGGCUGGCGAUCUUAGUAGUGAGCCAGGGUCUCCCUUCCAACAAUUCCUUGUGGUCUUUCCAUAAUAUUAGAUCAAGGAGCACAUGAAGUAUGAAAAACAACAACAGCAUUUCUGUUCUGUACAUGCUGUUCUGUCACCUGUCACCAUUGUUCCUGUUACAUACAGGCCUGUUCUUUUCUGCCAGAGGCAAGGGCACAGCCCAGGAACCCAAAGUUGCUUUGGUGUUGCUCAAACAAUUGUGAAACUGGCGUCGGUGGUUGCAAAACCAACUUGUGAUUUACGUGUGUUUCAAUGUCUUGCUUCAUUCUGCGCAAGGCAAUAAUGUAAUUUGGGGUAAUUCUAGCUUUGAUGUGUAUAGAUAGGAUGAAAGGACUACAAGGGGAAGGCUUGAUUCUAGCAAUCGCAGAUGCAGAGUUCUUGAAAUGUAUGUUUGCUGAAGGAUGGGAAUUGCUGCACUGUGUUUCCCUGCCUGGAUUGCCCAGGAGUCUUGAGAGAUUGAAUUGGAAGAAUGUUGCAGAAGGGAUGCAACACACCCACUUCCAUCUUGGUUCCAUGCACAUGUUGGAACCAAGAAACUCCUAAGAGUCUAAGAAGGAAGACGCUGAAAGGAAGGGAAUCUGCACAGGAAAGGAGAGAGCCUGCAGAAUGUAGACUUGGCCCAAGUCACUUACCGCCCUCUCAUGAUGGUUCCAUAAAUCACUUGGACAAUAUCUACAGAGCACUCUGAAUACUCAAAGUGCUUUGCAAAUGCAUACUAUCCAUAAGCAUUAAAUGGGCGUUUGGUAUUCCUGUCUGAAGGCACUGGAGAGGUUUGUGCUCGUGUGUCCCACAAAGUUCCGAUCAGGUUCUUUACUACUCUUAAAGGGGGGAAGGAAUUCUGCUUCUGCCUUCUUAACUCCUUUAGUGGAACUUGGGAAAGUUGCUAGGCGGCUGUGUUUGCAUGGAGAAGCAAGUGAUUUCCCAGCCUUCUGUAUAAAUGAGAGGCUCCAUUCAUUUAAGCUGUGGACUAGAUCUGUAUGUUUAGUAUAUGUUUGUGUUCAUUGAUGUAGAGAUGUAACGAUGUAAUGAAUGUUGCAUUAAACUGGACAUAUGUGCCACGCAUCAGGCCGUACAAAAAUAAUUGGUGGCUGCAGUACAGUCCUUAAACGUUCCGGGAAUGUUCCCUGUACGCUUUCUCUCCAUUGAGCCAUGGCCAUGAAUGAACAGUUGUAGGCCGUGUGCCAGCUCGCAGACUGUGACAAGCGGAGACUGGGUGGAAUCCGUUCAGACACACUGAGGUUUUUGUCCUUUGUCCCCGCCCAGUGUAAAUUCAUACUUUGCAACUCCUCAGUGGUACUCCAGGCAUUAAAAAAGAGAGAGGGAGAGAAAGCCUGGGAAAUUGCAAAACAAUCCUUACAAUAACCCUGUAAGGUAUGGUAGUAUUAUUUCUGUAUGUCAGACUGGGGUGUAAUAGAAUAGCGACUUGCCUAAGACCAUCCAGAGCUGAGAUUUGAACUAAGGCAGCCUUGCUCAAAACCCUCCUUAACCAUUAAUUACUGUUGCGUUACACUGCACGCAUCGAUGCGUCUUCUAAGCCCCAUAGAAUCUUUCCAAGGAGGUCAAUUGUCGUGUCACAGAGUAAUGUUCAAUUAUCAGUCAUUACUUUAGUCGUCUUGCGUUAAAAUGUUCAAGUAUGGAAUUAUCACCAGAAGGCAUCCCAGUUUCUGAAAAGACUGAUUUAGAGUCCUGUUUUAUUUUUUUUAAUUUUAAUGAGAAAAAGGAGUAAAGAUUUAAAAAAACCACUUAAGCGAGUUGAAAAUUCAUAAUAUUUAUAAAAAAUAUUUUUAUACUCUCCAUUUUAAAAGAUGUCAGAGUGGUUUGCUGUUUUCUUAAAAUGAAAGUAUAUAAAAAUAUUGGGGGAUGGGGUGUCAGAGAGAGGAGUGGUACACACUAUAAAAAUACCGUGCUGCUCAAAAGCAGAUGUUUCUGUUCUACCUGACUCCUUUUUUUUACUUUCCUCUUUCUCUCUCCUGUGGUAUAGACUGUGGAGGUGUGGCUCUGGGAAUGUUCAACCUUGACCAGUCCAUUGCGGACUUUGCCCACAGUUCUUUCCAAAUGGCGCUGUCUAAAGCAUGGCCUCUGUACUUGAGCACCAAAAACACCAUUUUGAAGCGAUAUGAUGGGCGUUUUAAGGACAUCUUUCAGGAGAUCUAUGAGAAGUAAUCAAUAUUUUGUUAUAUAUUCAUCUUGCAGGUGUAUCUUUGUUUAAAGAACUGUCUUAUUAGUCACAGCAGCUGAUCUUUGAGUCUUUGGUCAAAAAGGUCUUCCUCAAAAUCUCACAUUUUUUAUCUUAUUUCUUAAUGCCACUAGAAGCUGAACCAGUUAGUCAUUCGUUUUGCAAAACCUCUUUCUGUUAACUCCUACAGAAACGUGAGGUGGAGGAAAGCUAUGAACCUGAGUGAAUGAAGAACUGAUUUUCAUAUUUCAUAUGAAAAUAAAAAUCUGACAAGAGAGACGCUGGAGGCCCAGACAUAAAAUCCAGUCCCCUAAGGUUCAUUGGCUGCCUUCCAUCCUAGCCCAAGAUCCCAAGGACAACCUCAUUCUUCCAGGCUGAAACACAGGCAGAGGACCUGCCACUUCUGGACAGGAUCUGCCUGGGCAGAGCUCUCUCUGUACUGUGGACCUUGGCUCUUUGCCACUGCACUGACCACACUGGAAGGAAAUGGUAGUCCGCAACUUUGCUGCUGAUUACUCUGUAGAAGAGGAUGAGGGAUUGAGGAGCUACAGAAUCCUAGUUGCAGGGGUCCUUGCUGACCAUUUAGUUCAGUCCCCUGCAGGAAGUUCAGGUGGCAUCCCCAGCUGUUCAGCCUCUGCUUAAAGACCACCAGCAAAGGAGAGGCCACCAACUCCCACCAGCCCCAGAAAGCACAGCCAGUAGCCAAGGAUCAUGGAAGCUUGUAGUUCAUCUGGAGGAGCAAAGGUUCCCCACACCAUCUUUUAAGUACUUGGAUCCAUUAUUGGACUGCCCUUACCUUCAUGCAGCUUCUCAUAUUCUGACUAAAAUCUGCCCUCAUGAAACGCAAGCCGGAAAUAUCGUAAGGUACAUUAGCAUGGAAACUGAGGCAGGUUUCCUCCCCUUCUCCACCACAUUCCCACAUCCUUUAUGCAAGGUGUAAGCUGCUUUCCCUUCUUCUCAUGGGUUGUAUAUACCGGACCUGCAAUUUUCACCUGUGAUUCUACUUUCCUUUUCCUUCCAGGGAGUACAAGUCACAGUUUGAGGCCAAGAAGAUAUGGUAUGAGCAUCGGCUGAUUGAUGACAUGGUGGCCCAAGCACUAAAAUCUGAGGGAGGAUUUAUCUGGGCCUGCAAGAACUAUGAUGGGGAUGUGCAGUCUGACUCGGUUGCCCAAGGUAUGAUCCACCCCUCUCUUGUAGCACUUCCACAGGACGCCAUUUUGAUAGCUUGAGAUUACGGUAAAUUCUUUAUCUUUGGCAAAACGUGGGUUGGCUGUGUGAGGAGUGACUUAAUGAUUGUUGGGACAUAAGAAUAGCCCUGUUACAGCAGGCCAAGGGGCGUCCUGGCUCAGCAUUUUGUCUCCAACAGUGGACAGUUAGAUGCUUCUGAAAAACCUACAAAGACUGCAGCCAGUGUGGUGUAGUGGUUAAGAGUGGUAGUCUCGUAAUCUGGGGAACCGGGUUCGCGUCUCCGCUCCUCCACAUGCAGCUGCUGGGUGACCUUGGGCCAAUCACACUUCUCUGAAGUCUCUCAGCCCCACUCACCUCACAGAGUGUUUGUUGUGGGGGAGGAAGGGAAAGGAGAAUGUGAGCCGCUUUGAGACUCCUGAAGGGGAGUGAAAGGCGGGCUAUCAAAUCCAAACUCUUCUUCUUCUUCUUCUUCCUGGUGGCAAAAUGUGCAAGCUUUCACAUGGUGCAGGAUUUGUCACAGAAGGGGAAAGCAACUAAAUUCCCUGCCGUAUACAAAACAAGGUUGUUGCCUUGUACAGAUGAUGGUACCCACUCAGCUAUGUAACAAUUCCAACAAACCUUUCUACAUCAAACAUGAAUGUGUACAAUGGAUCGGCCAGCAGGGAGUUACAAAUUAUUGUACAUCAUGUUGAUAUAAGGAACACCUAUUUCCGAUAAAAAUUCCUGUAUCAGCAAUACAUGGCUUCCAAGAAUGGCAAGGGGCCACCAGAAAGGAGACAUGUUCUCUGCCUUUCAUCAGUGGCUCAAAGGAAGUUUUGUGGUUUCUUUGCACUGGUAGCAGCCAUAACGUUUUAUAGCUAUGUUGCUCUUACCCAGGUAUUGUAUGUGGCUUGUAACAGCAAGGAAAACGUAUGCUGCUUUCUUGAGUAUUGGAAGCAAAACUGGUCUUGCCACACUUACGUGCUUGGGAGGCAGGAAACUUUCUGAAGGAAUGGAGAUGAUAGGGCUGAGAGGAAGAGUUAGCAGCAAAUUCUAAUUGUCAAGGAGCUAGCCGUGCUUGAAAGACAAGCGGUGGGUGUUUGCAAUUAGCCUUAAGGUGAAUUGUCAUAAAAUUACUAUGUAGCCUAAUGGCAGACGCGAUGCUGUUGGCCCUGACAAUUGUCCCACAUGGCUCAGCAAUUUACAGAACUCCUAAGGGCAGUGGCUUUUGCAUAGCAUUUGAUCACAUGCCUUUAGGCCACCACGAUCCUGUAAUCAGAAUUUUAUUGCCUUCUUCAAUUUCACCAGUGGAAAACACUUUGUGAAUUCCAGGCAAAUUCAAGUCAAGUCCAGCUAAGCGUAUACUUAACUCACUUUCCUUAAUUGUUGUCUUGUUAUUUCCUCACAUUUCUCCUUCAUUUCUGACAGAAUUGGAAACCACUUGCAUAUUUUGUUCCAAAUUACUAGAUUGAAAAUUAUCUUCUGUAUGUAUGAAGGCUGUUGAGACAUACCAGGUUGAUUUAUUUGCCCCGCCUGGUACGCCAUGGAGGAAUAUGCAAAAAAUUGAAGUUCUCAGUUUAUUCUCGUGCCCAGGUUAUGGCUCCUUGGGGUUGAUGACUAGUGUCCUGAUAUGCCCAGAUGGCAAAACUGUUGAAGCUGAAGCUGCUCACGGCACAGUCACCCGUCAUUAUCGCUUGUACCAGAAAGGUCAAGAAACCUCUACAAACCCGAUCGGUAAGUUUGCUACCAGCUGUCUCAGCCAUACCUAGAAAAUGUGCGUGAAGCAUGUUUUGCCACGGCUUAUUCCCAAGAAUAAAAGUCUCGUUUAGUUCUUGUGCUUAUUUUGGUAAGCUGUAUCUAUUGGUAUGGAAUAUUAUGGCUGUAGGAACAGCAGGUUCUGUCUCCAGCACCAUUUCAGGGUCCCUUCACUGCAAGGAUUACUGCUAGUGCAAAGGAAGUCCCCCCUCCCUCUCCUCCCACCUGUGCCCACCCCAAUCUGUUUUGAAUCAAUUUCUCCAAGCCUCCAGAGCAGAUUUCAGAGAGGGCGUGGAGGCAGGAUCCUGUUGUGGUAGCAGUUAUCCUUGCGCGGGUAGGACAAGUUAGUAAAAUGCUACCCCGUGUACAACGUGCUGCUGUUUCACUUGCAGAAUGGCUUUUGAUCCAGUGGAGGCAUCUUCCUGUGCUGACGUGGAAAACCCCCAACAGUCUGGGACAAAUUUUGGGGGCGAGAUUCAAAAAAGGGACUGGCAAGAAUCACCUCCCCUUGUUUCACCCUAGCGGACACCUCUAUUAAGAGUCAUUCUGCAGGUGGAACAGCAGCAGAUAGGAGGGAAUGGAUUCUGCAGACAUAUCAGAUAGCAAAAUAAUCGUGUGGGGUGCGUGCUGUGUAGUUUGCACAGCACAGAUGAAAAUAUUGCUGUGUAGUCUGUGGAAUUCAAAAUGAAUAAAGGCAGAAACCCAAACUGUUUCCAGGAUUCACGUAGUCUGUCAUUCCGUAUUUAUGGAUCCAUAGUGUCUCAGGAAACGUGUGUGCCAGGUGAGAGGUGCAAGAAGAAAUGUGUGGCAGGAAAGCAUUUAAAUUCUAUUACUUGGAUGUCUUUGUCGUCAUUCUCUUAAUGGGAAAACACUGUGAAGCAGAAAUUGGAAACCUUGACACCAUUUGAGGAACGAGAUUCCCAUAUGGGGAGAUGCAGAUGGGUCGCGGGGCCAUUACAGUGGUACCUCGGGUUAAGUACUUAAUUCAUUCCGGAGGUCCGUUCUUAACCUGAAACUGUUCUUAACCUGAAGCACCACUUUAGCUAAUGGGGCCUCUUGCUGCCGUCGCGCCCCCAGAGCACGAUUUCUGUUCUCAUCCUGAAGCAAAGUUCUUAACCUGAAGCACUAUUUCUGGGUUAGCGGAGUCUGUAACCUGAAGCAGAUGUAACCUGAAGCGUAUGUAACCUGAGGUAUCACUGUGUAGCUGUGUGUCAGGAGGCUACUUGCUAAAAGACUCUAGAGGAAAACACUUCACAGGGGAAGUUUUGAUAAUUCAGUUCAAGGAGUGCAUUUGCCAGUUGAAAUCAAAAUUAGAUUGUUAGGGGCUCAUGGUGCAGGAGGGAGUAAUGUGGUAAUAGAGAAGGUCAUAAUUUCAGAAGUGGAACCAUUGGCUCAAUUCAUCUUUUUUUCUCUCUCUCUCUUUCUCUCCUUUUGACCUUUCUCAGCAUCCAUCUUUGCCUGGACUAGAGGUCUUGCUCACAGAGCAAAGUUGGAUAACAACACAGACCUUAAGAACUUUGCUUCUGCCUUGGAAGAGGUUUGCAUAGAGACCAUUGAAGCUGGCUUUAUGACAAAAGAUCUGGCUGCUUGUAUCAAAGGGUUACCCAAGUGAGUAAACUCAGCCCAUUAGGAAAAGGAAUUUUGUUACUACAUAAUGGUAGAAUUUGUACAAUUAAAAAACACUAAACUGCUUGUUUGGUGUUCAUUGCAGCAUAGACCUGAAUUGCAUCCCAAAGACGGGCAAUUACAAGAACUGAAAGCAGAACUACUCGGGUCUCCAGUAAAAUAUGACUGCAGUGUUUUAAGUCAUUCUUUGCCAGGGUCGUAGCAGCUAAUCCUUAUUCUGCCAAAUUGUGAAAGCUCUUAUUCUGUAUUUCAUGCCAAAGUCGCCACACAGGCCCAAGGUUAGGGAACAUGCAUCUAAAAUACGUUCUCAUGCCUAUAAAUGUAGGUUUUUGAGAAAGGAAUGACCCCCCCCACACACACACAUUUUUUCUUCUUAACCAAAGGAAAGGAAGCCUUGAGAUACUAGAUUGAGGGGUGGAAAGGAGUGGAUCGAGAUUCACCCCACCCAAGAAUGAGAAAAAUUCAGAUGGCAUAAAACAUUGUCAGAACAUUUCUUGCGUGUGUAUAGAACAGCCAAAGUUUGUGCCAUGCUGCUCCUGACUGGCACAAACCUGCAAAACUAGCUAAUGUUUAAGAUCAAUUUUAAAUCUCAUACUACCAUAACAUUUACGGUUUUCUUUCUUCAUCUCAGUGUGACGCGCUCUGACUACUUGAACACAUUUGACUUCAUGGAUAAACUUGCUGAAAACCUAAAGGCAAAGCUCUCUUCCCAGCCAAGACUUUAAGGAGCAGGCCUCAAGAAUUGCUCCGGAAAGAAGGUCGCCUGCCACAUGAAUGAAUCGCACUGUUGUGUAGUAUAGCACUUGGGGGGGAAAAUAUGUCUACAUUGUCAGAUUUUGUUUUUUGUAAAAAGGCACACGGGGCAGGCUAGAUGGCUGCCUCUGUGAAUUAAGCUGUUAGCCUUCUUGCCAACCAAAACCCACAGUGACAGACACUUACUGGGGGUGGAGAUGAGCUCUACAGUGAAUGAUUUAAAUAGGUUUUGUUUUCUAGCUAGCUGUUGGGCCCUUACUGGAGUACGUAAAGCACUGCAAGAUUUAAAAACCUAGUGAAAUUGGACAAAGGCUGCAAUCCUAACCUCAGCUGCCUGAGAGUAAGCCCCAAUGAGUUCAGUAGGAUUUGCUUCUUAACAGACAUGGUAAGAAGUGCACUGUAAAGCCUCACAUUGGCAGGAUUGUAGGAUUCUACUAAUGUUAAAGUUGUGAGCAUUUGCCACAGUUCAAUAGGGCAAAAACUUAGACAAAUGCAGUCCUUUUCUUAUGUAUAGUACCCAAGUUGAAGUGCAGGAAUGAUUUACUACUGUGUUUAGGCCAGGUAUAUUUUAUUUCCUUUCAGAUAGGUUAAUGGUGCAGUUUCUCAGACUAUUUUCAACCAUUUGAACAUUCUCUUUUAUUCUCAUUAAACAUUGUCCCAUCCAUGGCUCCUAUUCUUUUUAUGGGGGAUAUUUGGCAUAAAUAAACUACUAAUAUCCAUCCCUAUGUGUCAUCUUGUUUAUGAAUUGUAAGGAGACAACUGGUAAACUGUAGUUCAAUUUACAAAAUAAUCUUUGCACUUGGAACAGGUGUAGGAUAGCUGGGUAACUUGCAGAUCUAGUGCAUGGCCUAAGCAGCAUUUAAAUGGGGUCAUGUCUUCCCUGGAACUCAGCUUUCGACACUUUCAUGCAAGCUAAUAGUCAUAUAUUGUUUGGAAUAAGAUCUACAACUCAAUAAAAUGUUAAACGUUCUACAUUCCUGGAGUUCUGACAGGCUUUCAAACAUCCAAUUGAACUUCAGGUGGAAACGUUUUAUUUCUGAAAUGCAAAUACCAGAACAAAAAAGACUAGGUAAGGGGGAAUACUGGAGACCCCAAAGUUUUUUUAAACAGUAACAAACUUGUUUCCUACUAAAAACCGUGAAUUCACAACAGGGUCGAUUUCCUCUUUUUAGGUUGCCUUGGACUUUCCAGAUCCUCUGGGCAACCUCUUUCUUUUAGUGUUGUACACAGGGGACCCGGGGUAGAUAGAAAAUGUAAAUGGGUCACCGCUCCUCAGUUUGCUGCAGCAGAGAAGAGAGAGAAGCAAUAUAAUUUGUUGUACACAGACUGUUUUUGAUUUUUAUAUUCCGGGAAACAGCACCCCCAGCAAGACAGUCAAGGUUUCAGGCCAUAGACAGCAAAGGAUUCCCAUGAUCUGUCUUUUGACUCCCUCUCUUAUAAAAGGGCACUCGGCAUCAAACAGAAUACUAACGUGUUAAUCUUGGGCAGCGCAUAGCAAACUUCUUUUGUCUGUCUUCUUGGCCGUGUUGGAGGUGAUUCCAGAGGUACAGAAUUGGUUGAAUCUUGCAGGACCUUGUGCUCUGUGAAAAGUCAGGAAUUGAUCACUGCUUAAGCUACACUGAGAAUCCCUGUUAAACCUAUUAAAAAUAAAUAAACUCAGAGUAAAGGU